AUGAUAGCUAGCCAUGAGAUCCAAAAGAAACAAGGAUUGUCAAAACUAUCUCACACAGAAACUGAUGGCGAUCUUACAAUUUCAAAUCAAGACGAAUCUAUACAGCAUAGCGUAGUAUUGGUUGAAAAUGCACUCUCUGCUACUCGAAAAGAGAUAAAGAAACUUUUCAGCCAAUUCGGAGAAGUGGAUAAGGUUUGGGUUAAAAGCAAUUCAAGCGAAAACAUUAAAGACACUUCAUCUGGAGCUUAUUGCGUUUUAUACAAAAAUAAAGAAGAAGCUUCUUUAUCUUCCUCUCUUAAUGGGCAAGAUUUCAAGGGAAACAUUCUUUCAGUAUCAAUUGUUAACAAACCAGAAACAGAAUUAACGAUGACCCCCCCCUCAAUCUUCAUGUCUGCAGCAAAAAUUUUUCGAAAAAAAUUUUCAUGCCUAUGCAACACAAACAUUUUUAUAAAAAAAAAAAUGCAUUUUUCUCUAGGUGAGUUUCUCAAAAAAAAACCAUAAAACAGCGCUGCUGUAGGCGUGCCAAUGACUUUCUCAUCGAGAUUUAGACGGCUAUUGUGAUCGCUCGCCAUUUUAUUAAAUUUAUCUAUAGAAAUUGUCCGAGGAUGGCACUAUCUUGCGCCAUCCUCGGGCAAUUAUUAUAGCUAAAACGUACGGAAAAAUUUAAGAUGCGCUCGAAAAUUUGUUGCAAGAGGAUUAGGAUUAGGAUAUUACAGACAGGCGCUAGCCAUAUUGGUGGCGCAGCCACCAAAGACCUCCCAUAUGGAAGCUUCUACGGCUUUUUGACUCCAGCCCAGAGGGUCGAUCCCUCUUACGAGUGCCCUUCCGGUACCUUCUGUCUCCUCCUUGCUUUGCGGCUUCAGUCUUGAGUAGGUGGCUUAUGGAUUUCUGCGGCCCUGCUACGGGCGAUAGGAGUAGCUUGAUUCCAAGGAUUUGGAGUCUAUUGGGUGUCAGAGUGCCUUCCUUCGACAGCUACAGGAAAAAGACUGUUCCCCUGUGACCUGGGCGGAAAUCCCCAGUUUCUCGGUAGAGGAAUGCCCAUGGGUCCUCGGAUCCAAAGGACGUUGUUGAACGCAUCUAUUUCCAACCACAGGAAAGCAGCCAAAACCUACCCGGAUACACAUUUCUUGAGCCUGCGUCUGAUUCUCGGCUAGAGUCCGUCCCAGUUCGCCAUAGCCAUAGGUUGACAUGAAUUUACAUACAUGUUGUAAAUUACAGUAAAUUUUGCUCCUACAAAAGUGACUGUAAAUUUUUUUUUACGAAUUUUGCAUGAAAAAACAACAUCGGAAAAAAAUUUUUUAAAAGUGUACCUGAAUUUACAACAUCAUAAAAUGUUUUGCCGUUUUUGCAUGAAAAAACAGCAUUCAAAAAAAAAGUAUGAAAUCGUUAAUUUAUAAGAUUAAAAAGAGAAAUUUCUGAAUAAAAUAGAUUAUAAAUACUAGACUCCUUAUUGAUUAUUAGGCUAUAUAAUAAAGAUCAAAUGAAUAAAGAAAGUAUAUUGCACCUAAAUCAGGGCUUGAUUUUGCUAUUUAAAAUUUUUAUGCUUCAAAAAGUUGCAUGAAAAAACCCGGAAAAAAUUUUAAAGUUUAUGUGAUGUGCAUACAAUCGAGCACUCAAAAUAAUGUUUAAUAACAGAUAUAUACUCUUCUAGCAAUUGUAUCUUUUUCUUUUAAAACUAAAAGCGCUUUAUUCCUAACAAAUAAUAUAGGUAAUGUUUAAAAAAAAAAUUAAGCGCUUUCAAUGAAAAAACCCGGAACUUAAUUUUUAAAAAAAAAAAUUUGCAUGAAAAAACCCCUGUGUUGUUUUUUGAAGUCCCAAAAAUUGCAUGAAAAAACCCAUAAUGGAUUUUUUUUCUUGAAAAUUGCAUGAAAAAACAACAAUUAAUUUCUUACUCCCCCCCCCUCCGUGAGUGAACAAAACCAUUAGAAAAAUCGCUAUUUUUUGCCCAAAAACCCACCCUCCAUGAGUGAACAAAAAUGUUUUUAAUAGAAAAAUUUUUAUGGAAACAAAUUUUGAUAUAUAAAUGAUAAUUAGUAUAAUGAAAUCUAGAGCUAAUUCUGUUUAAUUUCAAAAGAAUUGCUUUUUAAAACAUAAAUUUUAUAAAUUAAAUUAAUAUUUGCUUUCCAAUUUUUGCGAAUUAGAUUUUUUAAAAUUUCGAAAAAAAAAUAUUUUUUAUAAAAUUUUUAAUGAAAAAAGGGAAUUGAGGCUUAGCAGUUUUGAUAAUAAUGAAUAUUUGUUUCUACACAAUUUUAACGCAAUUUCUAGCAUAUUUGCAAAUGUAUUACAUACUUUAUCUCUUAUCUCUGGCAAAUACUAUUUUUAAGCGAGUUACUAAAUAAAUGUGCCUAAUUUAGCUUUAUUAUAUUUACUUUUAACAUAAAUCUAGCAUAAAUUGCUAUAAAAACGGAUAGAUCAUAAAGAGAUCAAUAAUUAUUUGUAUCAUUCUAUUAUUUACUAAUUUUUUUAUUUUUACAUAUUAUUUAUUUAUUUAGAAAUUAUUUUUUACAAAAUAUCAAUGGUAAUUUGAUAGUUCAAUAUCGGUACACAAUCUAUCGCUGAUAGCAUUAAAUCAAUGUAUUUUAAAUUGUUUAUAUCAUUUAUAUAUUUAUAAAACCUUAAAUGCCUAUUUAAAUUUAUAAUAAAAUAUAUCAUGUUGUAAUUAUAAUUUUUUAAAAUAUAUUGGAUAUUAGCGUCGAUAGAAAUUGAAGUUGAUUAUUUCUGAUGCGAUUCUAAUUCUAUUUAUCAUGUAUUCGCUUAUAAAUAGCACUUUUGUCUCUCAUGCGCAGUAUUCAUGUAUUUUGCAAAAAAUAAUUUUGUAAAUAAAUAAAUAAUAUGUAAAAAUAAAAAAAAAUUAUUAAAUAAUAGAUUGAUACAAAUAAUUAUUGAUCUCUUUAUGAUCUAUCCGUUUUUAUAGCAAUUUAUGCUAGAUUUAUGUUAAAAGUAAAUAUAAUAAAGCUAAAUUAGGCACAUUUAUUUAGUAACUCGCUUAAAAAUAGUAUUUGCCAGAGAUAAGAGAUAAAGUAUGUAAAUACAUUUGCAAAUAUGCUAGAAAUUGCGUUAAAAUUGUGUAGAAACAAAUAUUCAUUAUUAUCAAAACUGCUAAGCCUCAAUUCCCUUUUUUUCAUUAAAAAUUUUCAUUAAAUUUCCUAAGAAAUUAAUUGUUGUUUUUUCAUGCAAUUUUCAAGAAAAAAAAAUCCAUUAUGGGUUUUUCAUGCAAUUUUUGGGACUUCAAAAAACAACAAGGGGUUUUUUCAUGCAAAUUUUUUUUUUAAAAAUUAAAGUUCCGGGUUUUUUCAUUGAAGCGCUUAAUUUUUUUUUUAAACAUUACCUAUAUUAUUUGUUAGGAAUAAAGCGCUUUUAGUUUUAAAAGAAAAAGAUACAAUUGCUAGAAGAGUAUAUAUCUGUUAUUAAACAUUAUUUUGAGUGCUCGAUUGUAUGCACAUCACAUAAACUUUAAAAUUUUUUUCCGGGUUUUUUCAUGCAACUUUUUGAAGCAUAAAAAUUUUAAAUAGCAAAAUCAAGCCCUGAUUUAGGUGCAAUAUACUUUCUUUAUUCAUUUGAUCUUUAUUAUAUAGCCUAAUAAUCAAUAAGGAGUCUAGUAUUUAUAAUCUAUUUUAUUCAGAGAUUUCUCUUUUUAAUCUUAUAAAUUAACGAUUUCAUACUUUUUUUUGAAUGCUGUUUUUUCAUGCAAAAACGGCAAAACAUUUUAUGAUGUUGUAAAUUCAGGUACACUUUUAUAAAAUUUUUUUCCGAUGUUGUUUUUUCAUGCAAAAUUCGUAAAAAACAAUUUACAGUCACUUUUGUAGGAGCAAAAUUUACUGUAAUUUACAACAUGUAUGUAAAUUCAUGUCAGCCCAUAGCCGCCAAGAAGGCAGGUUGACACGUGUUGAAAAUUAUUAUUUUUUUUAUAUAAAAUUUUAUAUAGUAAUUGCCCGAGGAUGGCGCAAGAUAGCGCCAUCCUCGGGCAAUUACAAUAUUAAAAAAUUGCAUUUUUGUUGCAAUAGACAUGAAGAUUGAGGGGGGAGGUCAUCGUUAAAAUCCAGCAUUUUCAUCAAUAAUUUGCCAUACAAUAUAACAGAAGAAGAGUUGAGGUCAAAAUUCAAAGACUUUGGACAAAUCCGAGAAAUAAAAAUUCCUAGGGGUAAAGAUGCACAAAAAGGGAAAGGGUUUGCACAUGUGGUUUAUUCGAACAAAAAAGAAGCCAAAAAAGCUCUUUCAAUGAACAAUUAUAUGCUAUCAGGAAGAAGAUUAAACGUGACGAGAAUCAAAGAUAAAGAAACUCUGCAAAAAGAAAAGAAAUCCUUGCAGACAAAGGAGCCUGCACAUCAGUCAUCAAACCCAUUUCUUAAUCCAAAAAAACUAACAAAACAAUCUGAUUACACUGACCAAAGCUUUGAUUCAGCAGAAAUUAAAUUGCCUCAAAAAAGAGAGAGAAAAAUAGAAAAGAAACAGAAUAAGAAGAAUGGGAAAGACAUGACGAAAUUUCAACUCAAAAGAGAACAAAGAGGGGAUUGGAACAAAAAAAGGAUAAAAACAAAAAAUAAAGUUAAAAAUAAUUAA
Molecule: messenger RNA, 4560 nt
Organism: Blepharisma stoltei
Lineage: Eukaryota; Ciliophora; Heterotrichea; Heterotrichida; Blepharismidae
Source: the annotation of a GenBank genome assembly